CUGUCCUGGAUGGAGAACCAGAGCCUUGUGGCUCCUCUCCAGCAGCCCAUCGUGUUUGAGCUGGAGGGCUUCGACGUGGCCCCGGGCCAGGGCCCCUUCCUGUUCCUCCUGGCUCUGCUGGCCUACCUGCUGGUGCUGCUGGGGAAUGGCGUGGUGGCAAGCGUCAUCCUGCUGGAGCGCAACCUGCACAGACCCAUGUUUGUGAUGGUGUGCCACCUGGUGGUGUGUGACCUGCUGGGGGCCACGGCCGUGCUUCCCCGACUCAUGAUGCACUUCCUGCUGGGAGAGAAGAAGAUCGGCUACGCGCCCGCCAUCGCCCAGGGCUUCUGCGUGCACACCUAUGGUGUAGCGGUGCAAACCAUUCUGGGGGCCAUGGCCUACGACAGGUAUGUGGCCGUCUGCAAGCCGCUCAGGUACCACGCCAUCAUGACGCCGGGCCGGCUGCACGCCCUGUGCGCCCUGGCCUGGACGCUGGCACUGCUGCUCAUCGCUGUGCUGUUUGCCUUCCACAUCAACGUCCUGCUGUGCGGCCACACCAUCAAACACGUCUACUGCAGCAACCGCAGCAUCCUAAACCUGGCCUGCGCCCCCACCCCCAUGAGCAACAUCUAUGGUCUGUCCAUGACCUGGUCUUUGAGCACAGGGAUCUUCAUCAUCAUCGCUUUCUCCUACAUCAGGAUCCUGAGUGCGUCUCUGAAACAAGGCCGAACCGACCGGAAGUUCUUCAGCAUCUUGUUCAUCAUCGUCCCGCCGGCCGUCAACCCCGUCAUCUAUGGGCUGGCCAAAACGCCCCAAGAGCCCCUCAUGCCUCCACACAAAACCACCCUGAUCCAGCUGAGGAGAACCUUCAGCCUGGGGCACUUCUCAUCCCUCCCCAGAGGAGGGAACCUCCCCCUCCAGUGGGAGGGGGUCCUUACCAACAGGCCACGCGGCUCCUCUGACUUCCAGAUGUUUGCUCAGUAG
Messenger RNA from Menidia menidia (Atlantic silverside), 963 nucleotides. The record is from the annotation of a GenBank genome assembly. Lineage: Eukaryota; Metazoa; Chordata; Actinopteri; Atheriniformes; Atherinopsidae.